Trichobilharzia szidati is the source of this 1408-nucleotide messenger RNA. The record is from the annotation of a GenBank genome assembly. Lineage: Eukaryota; Metazoa; Platyhelminthes; Trematoda; Strigeidida; Schistosomatidae.
CUAACAUGGACGAAAAUGACCUUUGAGUGUCCAACUUCAUCAAUGACCUUGUACGUGAUGUUUAAUUUCUGCCGCAUUACUCCCUUUCUAUUGAUAUUGGAUUCACAGAAAAAAGUAGCGCACUGGUUAAACUUCAAGGUCGAUGCAAUUUUGUUGUUUAGCAGAUGUUACGAUUACGAGUCCUAGUUUUGUCGACAUCCAGAUGUUCGAUUUCUGGGUACACGGGAAGACUGUUUCACAGGCCUGUUCGAUCUUGGCACAGUCACCUUCAGUAGAAGAGUUUCGUAUGACAAAUGAUAUGUUGGCUGCACAUGUCAGAGAUCACUUUGCACAGUUCACACUGUUAGAAAUGGGCUUGCGGCAUCCAGAUUCUUUUAUGCAAGACUGCGCAUACCAUCAACUUACACCAGAGACUCGCAAACAGCUGAUUCAUAUGUAUUAUUCUCUUGAUGAAAGUUUUCUACGUGAGCUUGUUGGUCGACGGUUGUCAAAUAAAUCUCGACGUGAAAUAGCUGAUAUUGCUGAAAAAUGUGAACUGCAAUUGAGAAGUUGUAAAAGACAAUUUGAUAAUUUGUCUUGUGUUGCUCGUCGGACUGAAGACUUACCUGGUCGACUAAUUGAUAAUAUAAAGAAUUGUUUCCUUUUACCAGAACGCCUUGCUGAAUGUUAUGCUGCUGUUAUAUUUAUUACAAGUAACAGAUUCGAAACGUCCAAAAAGAGCCUUUCAUAUCUUACAUUUGAGAAUUUAGCAUAUUGUGCAGGUCAAUUGAUGGCACAUUGGUCAGCUAGUGGUAAAGAUUCAAAAGGUGAAACACUUGUCGGUAUUGAUUUGGAUUUACAAUUUUUCCAUGAUUUAAAGGAAUUCAAACCAUUAAUAGAAAAGAAGGAAUAUUUAGAUAAACAUAAACAAUUUGUUAUUCGUAGUCUUACUGAACUUCAAGCAAGGAUUAUUUUAAUAAAUUUAGAACCAAACUUUAAACCUAUUUCAAAGGCAAUCAUAAAUCUAGCCUGUGGUCUAAGUCAUGCUCGAGAAAUGCGUGACUUUUUCUUAGAUAUCAAUGAAAAAAUAAUUGAACAAAUGCGUGCAUUGAAAUGGCCAUCAAAAGAAGUUCAACUGUUUUUUGAUGCUUAUCAUAAUACAGUUAAAGCUUUACCACCAGGAAGGUCACCUGCAUUUCUCAGCAUAUGGACACGUUUUAUUAUUCCAUUUUCUAACUGUGUAAUGCAUUUAUAUCAUAAUUGAACAGUGAGUGUUAUAUUUUAUAAUGGUGAUGGUCCUGUUGUAAAUAAUAACAUUCUAGUCAUGGUAGAUAGAUAGUUGUUCUAGUUUAAUACUUUUGAUGAAUUUUUGAUUUUAUGCAAAAUACUUUAUUCUCUGGUUUACUUAUUUACUUAUAUAUUCUUUUUA